Scedosporium apiospermum is the source of this 1113-nucleotide messenger RNA. RefSeq lists its product as uncharacterized. The transcript is spliced from 2 exons. The record is from RefSeq and is a predicted model, not a curated record. Lineage: Eukaryota; Fungi; Ascomycota; Sordariomycetes; Microascales; Microascaceae. Bases 1 to 1113 code for a protein of 370 amino acids.
AUGUCCAAGUUCAAGAAAUGGGUGCGCCGAGUCCUGCCAUUCCCAUCUCAUAAUUCCCAAAGUUCCUCUUCACACCCAUCAGAACUCUCCAAGAGCGAUGACUGGCCCGUGGACCAGUGUCCCGUCCUCCCAGAAGAGCGACCGCGGCCCCUCACGGCCUCAAGCUCCAAUGAAUCACUGGUUCACUCUGCGGCGGGCUCCACGGCUUCCAGUCUCUUCUUCCGGCUACCGUACGAGGUACGCCGAAAGAUCCUGAUAGAGGCCUUUGGCGAACGUAUCUUGCAUAUAAACCUCACUUUUGGACACCCCAAGGUUGUCAUGGACAAGGAGGACAUAGAGGAGACAUACCGUGGCGAAAGUGCAUACCUCUUCCGCGAGGUUCCUCACUGUGGGCAUAAGAUCGCCCGGCCCGAUAGUCCUCGGCGGGUGAACGGAUACACCGAAGCGGUCGAGGUCCUCUACGGAACCAAUACCUUCCACAUAUCAAACAACCCCACUCUCCUCCGCCUCCUCCCCGAACUCCUCCUCCCCCAACGCCGAGAAGCCAUCCGAUCCGUCGAGCUAAAAUAUGACUUCUUCCGCAUCUACAGCCCCAUAGACCCGCCGAUGACCGCCGCAGCCCAAGAAGCUUGCGAUGCCAGGCUAAAAGCCUUCUGCUCCAUGAUCGACGCCGUCCCGAAAGCAUUCCCCUGCCUGCGCCAGCUCCACGUCAGCCCCCGAUUCGAGUGGUUCCACUACAGGAUGGACAGGGAAGAUUGCGUGGCGAGGUGGAAGGCGGACGUGUUUCCGCACUUGGCCGCGAUAGUGUCGCAGCUGGACGCGCUGGAGGAAUGCGUGGUGACCGUCGGGUAUUUGGUCGCCGAGGCGCUUGUGUCGGAGGCCUUGAUAGAGGGUCGGCCGUGGUGUCAUAAACAAUAUCGGGGAGUUGGUCGUCUUGAGACGGACGAUGGAGAUGGGCAGUGGGAGUACCGUGCGUGGAUGCCUGUUUCGAAGUGCGUGGAGGGUGUGGAGGGACAGGCGGCGGCGGAGGAGGAGGGGACGGGGAAGGGGUUUUGGACGGUGAUGGGGGAGCUGGAACUGGAUACUAAUGCUCCUGUUUGUUUUGCUUUUUGA